CUCGGGCGUCUCCCGCCUGCAGCCUUUCUCCUCUCCUCGCUCCGGGAGAUGGGCGUCUGGGGGCCUCGGCUGCGGAGAACCGUGCGUGGCCAGCCCUCCUCCUCCUCUUCCUCCGCCUCCCACCCUGCAGCCCACUGACCCGCUGGCUGGCCUGCCCCCGGCGGCGGCGAUGAAAUUCCCGGUCUCCGUCCUCGUCUCGCUCUUCCUCUUCGUGGCCGAGACGGUGACCGCCUUGUACCUCAGCAGCACCUAUCGCUCGGCGGGAGACCGCAUUUGGCAGUCGCUGACGCUGCUCUUCUCCCUCCUGCCCUGCGUCUUGGUCCAGUUCAGCCUCGUCUUCAUCCACCGCGACCUCAGCAGGGACAGGCCACUAGUCCUGCUCCUCCACAUCCUGCAGCUGGGACCCAUUGUCAGGUGCGUGGAAGUGUUUUACAUUUACUUUCAUGCAGGCAGAAUAGAAGAGCCUUAUGUCAGCAUCACGAAGAAGAGGCAGAUGCCAAAAGAUGGACAUUCAGAAGAAGUUGAGAAGGAAGUUGGCCAGGCUGAGGGCAAGCUGUUUACACACAGAUCUGCAUUUAGUCGGGCAUCAGUGAUCCAGGCUUUCUUGGGCUCGGCACCUCAGCUGACACUUCAACUGUACAUAUGUGUCUUGCAGCAGGAGAUCACAGCAACUAGAAGUAUCUUCAUGGCUCUUUCUCUCCUAUCGAUUGUAUAUGGAGCGCUGCGAUGCAACAUCCUGGCCAUUAAGAUUAACUAUGAUGAUUACGAUGUCAGCGUGAAACCUGCAGCCUACCUCUGCAUCUUCCUUUGGAGAAGCUUUGAGAUUGCUUCUAGGGUUAUAGUCCUUGUCCUCUUCAGCUCAGUCCUUCAAAUCUGGAUCCUCCCUGUGGUGCUUGUGAAUUUCUUUGCUUUUUUCUUUCACCCAUGGAUUCUCUUCUGGCAAAGUAAGUGUACUUUGCCAGAAAAUAUAGAGAAGGCUUUGAGCAAAGUGGGCACCACCAUUGUCUUAUGCCUUCUCACUUUCCUGUAUGCUGGUAUUAAUAUGUUUUGUUGGUCAGCUGUGCAGCUGAAGUUGAAUGAUUCUGACUUAAUUGACAAAUCCCAAAACUGGUACAGACUGUCUUUAUAUUACAUACUGAGGUUCCUUGAGAAUGCUUUUCUCUUGCUAAUGUGGUAUAUGUACAAGACCGAUGUCUACACGUAUGUGUGUGCCCCUUUGCUGGUCUUACAGCUGCUGAUUGGCUACUGCAUAGCUGUUCUUUUUAUGCUCGUGUUCUACCAGUUUUGCCACCCGUGCAAAAAGCUUUUUUCCUCCAAUAUUUCAGAAGGAUUGGUACUGUGUUUAAAGUUCUUUUGCUAUGUCUGCAAACCUUUAACAUCAGGCUCACCGGUGGAAAAGGCAGACUUGAAGACUGCAGAUGAUACUGAUAACGAUGCACGGGACAGUUACAAGGCAAAUGAAUCCAAUAAUGGAAAUGCCCAGCAAAGUGUCUCUUCCAAUGCCUAGAGCAGGUAUCUGAUGUUGAGAAGCCACAGAUCACUCCCCCCAAUACCUCCCUUGCUCAUCUUGUUGAUGAAACUAGGUAUAUGCCUAGAUGUAUAUGUCUCUUUGGAUCAGAAGGGGGAAACUUUUUUUGGUUCAAGGGCCACUUUCUUUUCUGGACAACACCCCAGUGGCGGGUGGGACCAGAGGCAAAAGUGGGCAGCCCAACAGCUGUCAGUUUUACCUUUGUAGAGUAGGCUAGUUUCUACGCACACUCUCUCUCAUCCCUUCUCUAUCCCCCAUUCAGGUAAGCAAGAGGCAUUAUCAGAGUUCAAAGGCACAUUCCAGUCAGGCAAAAACAUUCCAUGUGGGUGUGGCUGAGGAGGGGGUGUGGCCUGAGGAGAAUCCUGAGGCCUGGAGAUAGAGAGGCCAGAUAGAAAGGCCUGGAGGCCCACAUAUUGCCUUGGCCUGAGGUUCCCCACCCCGGUUUUGGAUGGUUGUAGGUUUAUACUACCCGGUACUUUUGCAUGGAAGUGGUUUCUCUAAUUAUCCCUUUGACAAUCAUGGUAGGAGGCAUGUUUUAGGUCUGAGCAUUGCAAUACUACUUUGGUUGUUCAGUGAAUGCGAAGAUAAUUGGAAUGUUGAUCAGUAGAAACAGGUGGCAUCCCUUCUGGACGAUAUGCUUCACUUUAGAUCAGGGAUUCAUAAACUUUGUCGCAGUGGGCCUCCCCACUUUAUGAAUGAAAAGGCAAAGCAACGACAAAGUGGCUGACUUGAAGAACUUGUUAUUUCAUGCAAGGAUCAAAAUUGAUCAAUGGAAAAGGGAGGGAGCAAAACCUCAUGGGUUAAUGAUGUGCUUUGAAGCUUUAUAUAGACUGGGUUCCCGCCCCCCCCAACACCAAGUAUAUUGCCUAUGACAUGAUCUCAUCCUGACUGCCUGGAUUGCAACUUCUGAAUCCGGAACAGAAUGUGAAAAAAGAACUUAGGUGCUAAUUCAGGCCUUUGGCACUAUCCUGUCAAAUUUUCCUUUGAAGUGCCACAAAUGUUGACUCUCCAAAAGGCAGCUUAAAGACUUGGUUUUUAGGUUUGAUUUUGUUGUUGUAUUUUGAUUGUCUCCAUCAAUUACAUUUCUGCUUUGUACAGCUCUAAGAAAGCUUGGGCAAAUGGGUACAUUUACUAGCAGCAGCUAAAGAAAUUUCUAGUAUUUUCAAUGUCUUGCUAUUUUAUAUACACAUUUCAGAUGUUUCCAUUAAGUCAGACCUACUGAUAUUAGUGAAAGUGAAAGAAAAUACUUUGUUAGAAUUAUAUUAAAGUGAAGUUAGGUCCUUAAAACAAGGCCAGGAUGGCAUGGUGCAUUUGGAUUUUCAGUUACAACAGCAUGGAAGAACCUGGUCCAAAUUCCAGAUAGCUGCAAAUACCAUUAGGUGGGCUUUGAACAAGUCAUUAUCUUUGGCUGUGUACUACUUUUGCAUCUCACCCUCAAGUACCUCAAAGUGGUGAUUUGCAGUUCAAUCCUGUGCAUGUUUACUCAGAAGUAAGGCUUACUGAGUCCAAUGAGGCUCACUCCCAAGAGAAGAUUGUGGUUGUAGCCUCCCAACAACCUUAGUUGGUGCCAGGUGGGGUCAUCCUUCCAUGCCUCCAGUUUUUAUUGGAAUGUGCAUAAGAAGCGCUGGCUUCAGCCUCGUCCUCAGGAUUGUGCCACCAUAAUUGUCUGAGUGUGCUUGUACAAUCCAGCCAUGUAGCUGCAGGACCAGGAGGCAAGGAUCAGUGCACCUUAGCAUGACAUAUGUGUAUCUUUAUCUUUUUAAAUAAAAUAUAAUACUGUUACCUUAUCUGUGCACAUGUAGCCUACUCCCCUCCCCCUUAACAUUAUUAUUUUAAAAACUGGUGUUAUUGUUUUAGAUAUGGAAGGCUGAUUUCUUCUCAGAAUAAAAUCAUUAAUCUCUGGAGAGAAGAUGCUGUAUGUACAUUUGUAAUUAAUCACAUUUGGGGUUUGUGUUUCGAGGGGAAGGAAUUACUUUGAGCACGGAAUGUUAAGGUAAGCGUGAGGAAGAAGUUGAAGGGAACAUGGAAUGACGGUGGUGUUACUUAUUUUCUCUAUUUGUACUUAUAGCUGGUCCUUCAUCAGAAGUCUCAGGGUGGGUUGCAAAAAUGUCACAAUUGGAAUAGAUGCAAAUUAUAUUAAAAAAAUAAAGGAAAACCACAUAACUAGCCCAUAUCAAAACAGCAGUGCAGAUCAGUGAUGCAGAAGGAGGGAAGACAUCUAAAGGCCUAGGUACAGAGAUGCACCUUAACCAAUAGUUGAAAAGCAUAUAGUACAAUCAUGACACAGAUGCACUUCAGAGGGAAUGUCAUGCCAUCUCAUAUACCACCAACCCCUCAAACCACAGAGGAAGAUGGCGAGAUGGCAGUACCAACAGGGCUUUCCUGUUGUCCCCCCCCCCCCGGCAGGUUGCUCCUUCCUAUAUUUGGGGUCAACAUUAUUUAGGGCUUUAUGUAUCUGUGUUAACACCUUAAAUAGGGCUUGUUAGCAAAUUGGCCAUGAAUUUUGUCAGUUGGGAAAGGGAAACAGU
Molecule: messenger RNA, 4056 nt
Organism: Rhineura floridana
Lineage: Eukaryota; Metazoa; Chordata; Lepidosauria; Squamata; Rhineuridae
Gene: XK
Product: X-linked Kx blood group antigen, Kell and VPS13A binding protein
Exons: 3
Coding region: 170-1507 (445 amino acids)
Cellular component (GO): membrane
Source: RefSeq, a predicted model, not a curated record